Molecule: messenger RNA, 4867 nt
Organism: Anolis sagrei ordinatus
Lineage: Eukaryota; Metazoa; Chordata; Lepidosauria; Squamata; Anolidae
Source: RefSeq, a predicted model, not a curated record
GGGGGGGGAGCGGAGGCGGGCCCGGUGGUUGCCGUGGAGACGGGGUGAACUCUCGGCUCUGGCGCUUCAGCCAGUCAGUCCUGCCAAGACUCCAAGGAGGGCCGCCGCCGCCUCUCCAGCGCCUCGCUUCGGGCAGGCAAAAAUGGCACAGGUUAAGCAAGUGGGACUGUUAGCUGCUGGGUGUCAGCCAUGGAAUAAAGAUGUCUGUGCUGCUAGCGGGGAUAGAUUUGCCUACUGUGCGACUCUUGCUAUUUAUAUAUAUCAGUUAGAUCAUCGGUACAAUCAAUUCAAGUUAUGGGGAAUUAUGUCUGAACACAAGAAGACAAUCACAGCCAUUUCUUGGUGUCCCCAUAACCAUGAUCUAUUUGCGAGUGCGAGUGCAGAUAAUUUAGUAAUAAUUUGGAAUGUGGCUGAAAAAAAAGUUGCUGGAAAACUUGACAGUACAAAAGGUGUUCCUGCCUUUCUUAGCUGGUGUUGGAAUGCAGGCGAUACUAUUGCAUUUGUCUCCCAUAGAGGUCCAUUGUACAUCUGGGCAAUUUCAGGACCUGACAGUGGUGUAACUGUACAUAAAGAUGCUCAUAGUUUUUUAUCAGACAUCUGUCUGUUUCGAUGGCAUCCAAAAAAGAAGGGGAAGGUAGUGUUUGGACACACUGAUGGAAGUCUUUCAAUUUUUCAGCCAGGUUCCAAGAACCAGAAACAUGUUCUUAGGCCAGAAUCGCUUGAAGGGACAGAUGAAGAAGACCCAGUGACUGCUCUGGAAUGGGAUCCUCUGUCAACUGAUUAUCUUCUUGCUGCAAAUUUGCACAAUGGCAUCCGUCUCGUUGAUUCCGACUCUCUCUCCUGUAUCACAACCUUUAGUUUUCCUACUUCAGCAGCAUCUGUGCACUGUUUAGCAUGGGUUCCUAGUGCUCCUGGAAUGUUUAUCACUGGAGAUUCUCAAGUGGGUGUCUUGCGUGUUUGGAAUGUAUCACGAACAACACCAAUAGAUAAUUUUAAACUGAAGAAAACUGGUUUCCAUGGUUUACAUGUUCUUAGUUCUCCUCCAAAGAAAAAAUCAUUUUCUUCACCUUCUAAAAAUCAUCACAUGUCAUCAACAAGCGAAGCUGUUCCACCCCCAUCUCUUACUCAAAACCAAGCAUUUUCUCUACCCCCGGGACAUGUGGUGUGUUGUUUUAUGGAUGGUGGAGUAGGACUUUAUGACAUGGGAGCCAAAAAAUGGGAUUUUCUUAGGGAUCUGGGUCAUGUUGAAACCAUCUUUGAUUGUAAAUUCAAACCUGAUAACCCUGACCUUCUAGCCACAGCAUCAUUUGAUGGAACAAUAAAGGUGUGGGAUAUAAAUACUUUAACAGCUGUCUACACUUCUCCUGGCAAUGAAGGGGUAAUAUAUUCAGUUUCAUGGGCUCCAGGAGACUUGAACUGCAUAGCUGGGGCAACUUCCAGAAAUGGUGCUUUCAUCUGGGAUGUUUCACGGGGCAAAAUGAUCACCCGUUUCAGUGAGCAUGGAAAGAAUGGAAUCUUCUGCAUUGCAUGGAGCCAUAAAGAUUCCAAAAGGAUAGCAACCUGUAGUGGGGAUGGAUUCUGUAUUAUUCGAACCAUUGAUGGCAAAGUUCUUCACAAGUACAAACAUCCAGCUGCAGUUUUUGGCUGUGAUUGGAGUCAAAACAACAAAGACAUGAUAGCUACUGGAUGUGAAGAUAAAAAUGUCCGUGUCUAUUAUCUAGCAACCAGCUCUGAUCAGCCUCUGAAAGUAUUCAGUGGUCAUACUGCAAAAGUGUUUCAUGUAAGAUGGUCUCCUCUGAGGGAAGGUAUCCUCUGCAGUGGUUCUGAUGAUGGCACUGUUCGAAUAUGGGAUUAUACCCAGGAUGCAUGUAUAAAUGUUCUUAGUGGACAUAAAGCACCGGUACGAGGAUUGCUGUGGAAUACAGAAAUACCUUACUUAUUAAUAUCAGGCAGCUAUCGGGCAAUUGAAAUUGGUGCUCCUCCCUUGCUAUGUGGCAAAGUAUCCAGGGAUAUUAAACAAGAAGUGGACAAACUGUCGGGUAACCCUCGAGGGAGAAAACUGAGAUGGCUUUCAGAAUGUGUGUCACCCCCAGGAGGCAGUAAGAACUUGUGGGAUCUAGUAGCUGUAAUAAAAGGCCAAGAUGAUAGCAUGCUUCCACAGAAUUACUGCAAAGGAAUUAUGCACAUGAAACAUCUGAUUAGAUUUAGAAUGUCCAAAGCCCAAGAACUUACCAUUGUAAAGAUGUCUAAGUUUGGAGGUGGCAUUGGUGCACCUAGUAAGGAGGAGAGGCUGAAAGAAGCGGCAGAGAUACAUCUCAGACUAGGGCAAAUUCAGAGAUACUGUGAACUGAUGGUGGAACUUGGAGAGUGGGACAAAGCCCUUUCAGUUGCACCAGGAGUAUCUAUGACAUACUGGAAGAAGUUAAUGCAGAGGAGGGCUGAUCAGUUAAUUCAAGAAGAAAAUGAUGAUGUUAUUCCCUACUGCAUAGCAACUGGUGAUGUGAAGAAACUUGUCACAUUUUUUACUUCAAGAGGACAACUUCAAGAAGCUCUUCUAGUUGCACAGGCAGCAUGUGAAGGAAAUAUGCAAAUGUUCCAGUGUUCUGCACUGAAUGGUUCAGCACAUUUUGAAGGAAGCACCAUGGAAGAUUACAAUGAGAUCCUACAUAAGGUCAGUAAAGAACUUGCUGAGUCGUAUUUUCAAGAUGGCUACGCAGUGCUGGCUGCUUGUUGCCAUUUGGCUGUUGAAAAUAUUGAGCUUGCCAUGGCAUACCUGAUUCGUGGAAACGAACUGGAGUUGGCAGUCAGCGUGGGUACUGUCUUAGGAGAAUGUGCAGCCCAAGCAACACAUUAUGCACUAGAGUUACUAGCAAGAAAAUGUAUGAGUAUAACAACAUGGAUAGCUUCCGUCAUCAUUCAAAACUUGUUUCUUUAUAGGAUCCUACAUAAGGUCAGUAAAGAACUUGCUGAGUCGUAUUUUCAAGAUGGCUAUGCAGUGCUGGCUGCUUGUUGCCAUUUGGCUGUUGAAAAUAUUGAGCUUGCCAUGGCAUACCUGAUUCGUGGAAACGAACUGGAGUUGGCAGUCAGCGUGGGUACUGUCUUAGGAGAAUGUGCAGCCCAAGCAACACAUUAUGCACUAGAGUUACUAGCAAGAAAAUGUAUGAGUAUAACAACAUGCUUUCCAUCACCUGGAUACAGGGAUUUAGCAGCAGAUCUUCUCAUGAUGAUUCCCAGUAAUGAACUACAGUUAGUAAAGCUUUGCGCUUUCUAUCCUGGAUGUACAGCAGAGAUAAAUGAUCUACAUGAAAAGUGCAGCUUACCAGAUGUUGAAGAAUGUAUGCAAUUAGCAGAGGCAGCUCAAAUGGAAGGAAAUACAUUUGAGUCAAUAAAAUACUUUUUGUUAACUAUAGAGCCAGAAAAAGCACUUCCUAUAGGCAUUCAGUAUGUCAAAGAACACAUCAGCAGUUCAAACUGGACCCUGGACUCAGUCUGGCCAUUUCUUGAUCUUUUGAGCUAUAUACGCACGGAAAAAUUACUGCUUCAUAAAUGUAGUGAGUUUCGAAAUGAGUUGUUAAUACUAUGUGGUUACAUUGGUGCUUUACUGGCUAUAAGAAGACAAUACUGUAGCAUUGUACCAGCACUUUAUGAAUAUACCAGCCAGCUUUUAAAAAGACGGGAGGUGUGUGUACCCCUGAAGAUUGAACAACUUUCUGAGGAACUAGAUGCUUGGAGAGCCUGUACUCAAUCACUAAGCAAAUCUUCUGAUGAAUGUCCACAUACACCUCCAUCUGAGUUACAACAAGAGGUUUAUGAAACACUGCUCUCACGAAUAAAAGAAGAACCUCUGAAAGUCAAAAUAGGGCCAGAUUAUGUAACUGGCUCUAACCUUCCCAGUCAUUCAGAUGUUCAUGUCUCUUGCUUGACAGGAUUAAGGAUACAGGGUCCGGUGUUUUUUCUUGAAGAUGGAAAGUCGGCAGUUUCACUUAAUGAUGCAUUGAUGUGGGCAAAAGUGAACCCCUUCUCUCCGUUGGGAACAGGAAUACGACUCAACCCCUUCUAAUGCACAAGAAUACUCCCUUUUAUGAAAAUGAACAAAAACGUGUCAGCUAUUUGUUGCUAUUAGUUGAAGGAUUUAGGACUGAAUCUUCCUUGAAGGAUAGUUUCAUGAAGUCUGCAAAUUUUAUAUUUAAUUUAUAUUAUUAUAUUUGGUAAUCCAAAGAAAGGCAAACAUAGUUGGCAACCUGGAGAUUUUUAAAAAGGAUUUCACAUGCUAUUUCCAUGAACAAAAGACAAUGUCACAUUCAUGUAUAACUUAUGCUUCUUAGAAAAGUGUCUGUAAAUUGCUUUUGGAAUCACGGGUCUACAAUGAAGGGUACAUCAUUCAUAGUUUAGAUUAAGUCUUGUAUAUGUCUCCUCCUGGUGUAAAUUAAGAGCACAAUCUACAAAACUGCUUCGAUGCAAGAUCAUGGAAACCAAUCACGUUGAUACAGCUCUUCAUGAUGGAUCGUGUUCUGAUGAAUCCAGUAAAUGAUUAAUGAAUCUAAAUUAAAUUGUUGUAUUAUAAAUACAGAUUUCCAUUUAGCAGAUUUUUUGAAAUAUUUAGUUUUACACUUCAACUGACAUAAGAUUUUUUCUUCUAUUUUGAAUAUCUAGAUUUGCACUUGACAUUUCUCUUUAUUUUCAAUUAAUAAGCUUAUUUCUAAAAGUUAUUUUAUGAAAAAUACCAUGUAAGUAAAUUACUUGUUGGAAUGCCUCUAAAUACCAUCAUGUAAAUGUGGAGAAUUUAAUUCCUUUAAUUUUAGUGAUUGUAAACGGAUGGUAUUCAAAGUUCUGAAAUGCUAAUAAAUUGCUGAUUUUUUUAUACAAA